Messenger RNA from Ipomoea nil (Japanese morning glory), 2102 nucleotides. RefSeq names its product rop guanine nucleotide exchange factor 7-like. Gene Ontology annotation, molecular function: guanyl-nucleotide exchange factor activity. The record is from RefSeq and is a predicted model, not a curated record. NCBI's taxonomy places the organism in Eukaryota, Viridiplantae, Streptophyta, Magnoliopsida, Solanales, Convolvulaceae. The transcript has 5 exons. Bases 261 to 1979 code for a protein of 572 amino acids.
UAAAAUUGAGUGCAUUACAGGAAUAAAGAUAGCAUGAUCCGUAGAAGAGGUUAAUAUUAUUACAUGGCAAUGGGAGUAUUCAUUUGAAUCAUUUCCCUUAAUUUUCACUUUUCCCCUAUAAAAACAGAAUCUUUACGGAUUGAGCUCUUCACUCCAAGAAGAAAGCAGUGGCAGCCAUAGCUCAAGCAUUGACAACUAGAGCUCCAAAGCCAAUCAAGAAUCCGCAUUGCAGUUCCAAGAAUCCAAAGGUUUGGCUCCAAAUGCUUCUACUAGAUUGCAUUGCAGCAAACAGCUCUGCUUCUUGUGCCUCACCUUGUUUUCUUGGCGAAAAGAUGGAGAUUUUGGGCGAAGUUUUUGAAGUGGAAUGGAAGCUGGAUGAGGAUGAGGAUAAAGCUGGGCGUUUUGAGUAUGCGAAUGGAGAGAAGAAGAGCAGUUCGAGCUCUAAUAGUAGCUCUGAAGAUUCAUCCUCACCCUCUUCUGUUGUUUCUGAAGCAACAGAGAAACCAUAUUUGGAUUACAGGAAAUGGGAAAAACAAGGAUCAUCUUCACCAGAGAUUGGGAUGCUUAAGGAUACAUUCUCGAAACUGCUCCUCGGAGAAGAUAUGUCGGGCGGUGGAAAUGGUGUGUCUGCAGCACUGGCUGUUUCAAAUGCGAUUACUAAUCUCUGUGGUAUAUAUGCUGCAAUUCUUGCUCAAUCUGCUUCUGCAUCAUCAUCAUCAUUUCAUCUUGCCUCAUUCGUCGUUUUUUUCUUCCUGCUAGCUGCAAUUUUUGGGAAAAUCUGCAGACUGGAGCCUUUGCCUGCUAAGAAGAAAAUAUCAUGGAAGAGAGAAAUGGAAUGGCAUCUUUGUGUUAGCGAUUACAUUGUGGAGUUGACACCAUCUUGGCAGACAUUCCCCGAUGGGACUGAAAGAGAGGUGAUGGUGUCUAGACCGCGAUCAGAUCUUUAUGUCAACCUCCCAGCUCUUCGCAAACUAGAUAAUAUGAUCCUGGAAAUCAUGGACAGUUUUGAAAAUACCGAGUUCUGGUAUGUGGACCAAGGCGUUUUAGCCCCUGCAGAGAGUGAUGGUUCGAAGGAGAAAUGGUGGUUGCCUGUUCCUCGAGUUCCUACGUGUGGUCUCACUGGAAACGCAAGAAAGGUGUUAAAGCAGACGAGGAACUGCACGAAUCAGAUUCUGAAAGCAGCCAUGGCCAUUAACUGCAGCACUUUAGCUGAAAUGGAAGUCCCAGAAUCAUACUUGGAAGCUCUUGCAAAGAAUGGUUAUGCGAGCUUAGGUGAGGUCAUCAAUGGAUACAACAUCUCGGAUCAAUGUUCGCCUGAAAGUUUGCUUGAUUGCCUCGAUUUGUCUUCUCACAAUCGAGCUCGGGAGAUAGCCAACCAGUUGGAGGCUUCAAUGCACGUGUGGCGCCAGAAAACUCACUCGAAGCUGUCGUGGGAAGGGGUGAAGGAGAUGGUGGUUGAUGCAGAUAAGAGAGAGCUGCUUGCAUACAGGGCUGAAAGCCUUCUCCUCUGCCUCAAACAGCGGUUUCCUGGGCUUCCUCAGACAACAUUAAACAUGACCAAAAUCCAACACAACAAGGAUCUUGGCAAAUCCAUUCUGGAGAGCUAUUCAAGAGCUCUGCAGAGUUUGGCAUUCAACAUCACAGCGCGCAUCAAUGAUCUUCUUUACGUCGAUGACUUGACAAAGCAUUCGGAUCCUUUCAUGCCCGUUUCUCGGAAGAGCACAGGAACACCAAGCUCCUCGCCUUCCCAGGGCUUCAGUGCAUCAAAGGAAGAAGAAAAAUCACAUAUUCAAGAUAACAGCAAGCUUCCUCCCCGCGAUUGUGGAGGGAGGAAGGCUUUGACAGAUUUCUUGAGCAUUGAUUUAAAUGGCAAUCGUGUUGCCAGUAAUGAUCUCAGAAAACCAGUCUCAUUCUCAAGCACAUACCAAGAAAUGUCAGUAACAGAAGAUGAACUCAAUACUUUGAAUUCUUGUAUUUAGUCUUAGUUAUAGCAGGAAAUGUGGGUAUGUGACAUGGUUUCUGACAAGGAACAUUCUACCUUGGUGCAAACAAGAUGUUUUCAUGACCAAACCUUAAAAGUAUAGUCUCAAAAUUGGGUCUUU